Anopheles darlingi is the source of this 1369-nucleotide messenger RNA. RefSeq names its product chymotrypsinogen B-like. The transcript is spliced from 2 exons. Gene Ontology annotation, molecular function: serine-type endopeptidase activity. The record is from RefSeq and is a predicted model, not a curated record. NCBI's taxonomy places the organism in Eukaryota, Metazoa, Arthropoda, Insecta, Diptera, Culicidae. Bases 218 to 1369 code for a protein of 383 amino acids. Gene Ontology annotation, biological process: proteolysis.
GCGUUAGAUGAUCUGUAAAGCGAAAAGCUGGUAACUGUAUUUGUGUACGGACUGAUGGAGGAAUCGCUAACUGAUAGUAGAUUAACAUAAUCCGGAAAGUCCCCGCGUCACCAUUCUUCGCACUAACAUGAGCUUUUGAGGGCAUGUAUAUGUGCCCGUGAGUUGUCCGUGAGAUAAUAGUCAACGACAAUCGCCGCUAGUCCUGCGUUUGAAACCAAUGGUGAUGAACGACUGUCCGCGAAUAUCCCAGGGUUCUAUUCCAAGCAAAAUGGUGGUGAUGAGAGUUCAUUGGUACCGCCGUUGGUAUAUUCUGCUAGCUACCAUCGUUUUGCUUUACUCGAUCGAGUCUGGUGUGGCUCAACGGUGCGGCCAGGUGCAAGUGCUGAAGCGAAGUCUCAUCUUUGGUGGUGCUACAUCAUCGCCAGGAAUGUGGCCUUGGCAUGUAGCGAUUUUUCAUCGUGAAUCUCGGCGAAGUAUCUCCUACAAGUGUGGUGGCACUAUCAUCAAUAAGGAAACGGUGCUGACGGCUCAUCAUUGCGUGGUAGAGAAUCAACGACUGAUCGCCGCGAAUCGAUUGAUCGUACGUGCCGGUGUGUUUGAUCUGGACAUCGUUAGCAACACAAUCCAAGAAGGGCGAGUGUUUGACAUCAUCUCACCGGAAGGCGCAAGUGCUCUUGAUUUCACGGAUGAUAUCGCCAUCCUGCACAUGCAGAACCAGUUCAUUUACGGUGAUUAUGUGCAGCCUGUAUGCAUUCGCUCCAUCGACCAAGACAUUAGCCAGUUAGUCGGAACGUUCGGAACGGUCGUUGGAUGGGGUCGGACGGAACAGGACGCAAUAUCGGAUGGAUUGCGUGAGGCAUACAUACCGGUGGUCAGUGCUGACGAUUGUCUGCGCAGCAAUCGGGAUCUAUUUAGCCAGGUGCUCACUACGAAGGUGUAUUGCGCUGGUAGUCGGAAUGGUACGUCGAGCUGCAAUGGCGAUAGCGGUGGUGGUAUGUUCUUCAAAAUGAAUGGUUUCUGGUAUCUGCGGGGUGUGACCUCGUUCUCAGAGAUGGAUCCAAAUAAAAUGGGCAUCUGUGACGUGAGCAGCUACCUAGGCUACACGGAUGUGGCCAAAUACCUGGACUGGUUGCGUAAGAAUGAUGUGCAAUUCAUAGAUCCUGUGAAACCAAAUUCGUUUUCUUUGUACGGUGUGAUUACACCCGCGAAUCCAGUGAAACCAAAUUCGUUUUCUUCCUACAGUGUGAUUACACCCGGGAAACCAGUGAACCCAAAUUCGUUUUCUUCCUACAGUGUGAUUACACCUGGGAAUACAGUGAAACCAAAUUCGUUUUCUUCCCGCAUUGUAAGCAUACCUGGGAAUAGUUAG